Penicillium taxi is the source of this 357-nucleotide messenger RNA. Its product is annotated as cysteine-rich PDZ-binding protein. The transcript is spliced from 3 exons. The record is from RefSeq and is a predicted model, not a curated record. Bases 1 to 357 code for a protein of 118 amino acids. Lineage: Eukaryota; Fungi; Ascomycota; Eurotiomycetes; Eurotiales; Aspergillaceae. Gene Ontology annotation, molecular function: microtubule binding. Gene Ontology annotation, biological process: cytoplasmic microtubule organization.
AUGGUCUGUACCAAAUGUCAGAAGAAGCUCAAAACAACUGAGCUCGCUACUCCAGGAGUCAAGCGCAAGAAUGAAAUGUACCUAGGCUCUCCAUCUGGCGCAUCUGCCGCGGCAGGAAAAGCUACUUUGGGAUCGACGGGUAUUGGCAAGAGCAAGUUGCUUGGUGCUAAGGCAAAGAAUCCUUUCGCUGCUUAUGCUUCAUCGUGCGAAACCUGCAAGACUAAGACGGAUAAGGGAAAGAAGUAUUGCCAGCGAUGCGCUUACCAGAAGAAUGCUUGUGCUAUGUGCGGUAAGAAUCUUACCAAGUCUACUAAGGAUCAACCCAUUGUCCAAGGACAGAAGUUCAACAUGGCGUGA